Messenger RNA from Clunio marinus, 2196 nucleotides. NCBI's taxonomy places the organism in Eukaryota, Metazoa, Arthropoda, Insecta, Diptera, Chironomidae. The record is from the annotation of a GenBank genome assembly.
UUUAGAAUUUGAUUAAGUUCGAAUUAUUGGAGUUUCUAAACGCCUUAAAAUGGCCACUUCAGGAGGAGUUGUUUGUGAGGCAUCUUCUGAUAACAGUCGACUAUUUUACUGCCAUCAAUGUAACCAUCAGUGGAGAAAAAAUCAAGCUGCAGAAUAUUUAUGUCCACAGUGCCAAGAAGGUUUCAUCGAAGAGGUUGACAAUACAACUGAUUUUCCAUCGAAUCGAGCUAACGGUAGCAGUCCUAGAAAUUCUGAUCCAUUUAUUUCAUUGGUUAAUCGUAUUAUGCGACGCGCAACACCAACACGAGUUUCAAGAAGGAACAGAAAUACAAUUCGAUCACGCAGUCGUUCGCCUGGUGCUACUACUUCUUCUAGAACUGCUGAGAUUAGGAAUAGAACUAGAGAAGCAAUUAUAGAAAUGAUUCAUCCUCACACUUCGCGUCGAUUGGAAAGAACACGCACAUUGAAUUUUGCCCUUGACGAUUUUAUGAGCUCCUUCUUAAGUUCUCCUCGUCCUCCAGCGAUGGGCCUUGAUAAGUUACUCACAAUACCAGAGAUAACUAUCACAAUAGAGCAAACAAAUGAAAAGGUUCAGUGCUCAGUUUGCUUUGACGAGUUCAAGCUUAACGAAAAAGGCGUCAAGAAAUUGUCUUGUAAUCAUUUAUAUCAUGGCAAAUGCAUUUUUCCUUGGCUUCGCAUUAGUGCAUCAUGUCCAGUUUGUCGUGCAAAUUUAAAUACAGGAAAUGCUGAUGCAUCAAAUAGUUUACCACAGCCUGAUUCAAGUUUAAACUAUUUAAGUGAUUAUGAUACAUUUUUAAGACGUGUGAUGGAUCCAUCAGGUCAAAUUCGUCAAGAUGAGCCAUCAACAUCAACAACCACAGAUGAUCAAAGCUCGAGUUCAUCAGAAAGACAACCACCAAGAAGCCGCCUUUUUGAGUAUUUUACAAAUUUUUCUAAUGACUCUCCAUCUACAAACACUUCAGAAAAUCUACGAACUCGUAAUGAUAGAAGCAAUAGGGCUGUGAACUUACAGACUUCAAGUCGAGUCCUUCGAUCAAAUUCAGCAGCUUCGUUAGGUCAGGAAGUUUUGCCAACUAGAAGCAAUACACGACCAAAUCCAUCUGCAUUACCAAGAACACGAUUUAUGCAUUCAGCUUUAAGUGAAACAGAAAGUCAUCAAAGCCGAUAUGAAAGCCUUAUUCGUGCAAUACGUCAUCGUCCUUAUGCUCGACCAAUUAUUUCAGCACGUGCUCAACGUUUGGGUAGUGACACGGUUAUUGACUUAACUCCCGAAGAUAAUGAAACAGAAACUCUUGCGGGAGCACUCAGCACAGACAGCAUAAGCGUUGCAAGCAGCACAGAUAUAAUCGUUUCAGUAGACGAAGGAGGUUUCACGCCUAAUUUAUCAUCAAAUUCAGAUUCGGAAUAUUCCUCAAUUAAUUCUGAUGGUGAUAGUAUUCAAGAUAUUCCUGAUGCUCCUUCAUCUCCUAGUGAUGUUAGCAUGACGACGAGCGAUCAUGAAGAAGAAUAAAAAAGCCAAAAAUCAAUCAUUAAGAAAAAUCAAAACUCUUGCGCCAAAAAAACUUUAAAAAAAACAACAAAUUGUUCGUUCUUCAAGUGAAAACGAUAAAAAUUUUCGAUAAAUUAGGCGAGAGAUUUUAAUUUUCAAUAUCAAAAUAUCGACUGAAAUUUAAAAUUUAAUUGAGAGAGUAAAUUUAAUAAUUUUCAUAUUUUCUUUUCUUCGAAUUGUUUCUUACUUUAUAAGCUUUUGAGAGGUAGACUAAGCAAGUUCUUCAAAGACUUAUUCCUGGGAAAAUAAUUCACUCACUAACAAUAAUUAAUUAGUUGCAUUCAUUUCAUCUCUCAAGGUAGAACUAUUUUAGUUAAUAGUGCUACACUUGUUAGGCAACCCAAAGAACGAUUCAAUCUCUCUAAAUCAAAUGAUUUCCUGUUAAACAUUUAAAGAUUCUCUUCAAAAUUUUUUUAAAUUUCGUUAUUAUUUCUUUUCUUGUUACUUUUUUCUUUAUCUAUUCAAAAUUUCGUCAUUAUUUGCAAUUUGAUUACGAUUUAAACAGAAGAAAAAAAAUAUUCAUUGUGAGUGAUUUAUUUCUAUAAAAGAUGUUCAAUAAACAAAUACAAAUAUGUAGCAAUUAAUAUCUAAUUGGAAAUUAAAAUAAAAUUAUAUAAUUAUCUAAA